GAACUUUAAAACAACAUGCGUGGCAUGAACACGCGGUUCUGUCUCUCUCUAUUUCUAAUAUUUCUUCUAUAAAUGCUCUUCUUCCUUCUCAUUGCUUCCUCCUCAUUUUAAUACACCUCGAAAGCAGAGAUAAAUAAGAGAGAGAGAGAGAGAGAGAGAGAGAGAGAGAGAUUCAGAGAAAGGAGGGGAGAAGGAGCUGAGUGGUCUCAUUACCAGUACUAGCUCCAUACAAACCGAAACGACGUCGUCCCCUCAAAUAUCAUCUGCAAUCUCUCCUCCCACGACUUCCUCAGCUUUUCUCGGGUUGUAGUUAAUCUAAUUACGAGAGGAGAUCUUGUCUCACGGUGGGAUUGAGUUUUUCUCUUUACGAAGAUCCUGCCCCAGGCAUCUAACUGCAGAAAAUGGUGAUGUGGGUCUUUGGCUAUGGUUCUCUUGUGUGGAACCCAGGAUUUUACUACGAUGAGAAAGUGUUAGGUUUCAUCAAGGGAUAUAAACGUGUCUUUGAUCUUGCUUGCAUUGAUCACAGAGGUACACCAGAACACCCGGCAAGAACUUGCACCCUCGAGAAAGAUGAAGAAGCCAUAUGCUGGGGUACUGCAUUCUGUGUCCGUGGAGGACCAGAAGAAGAACGUCUGGCUAUGGAGUACUUGGAACGUAGAGAGUGUGAAUAUGAUCUCAAGACAUGUGUGGACUUUUACAAGGAAGAUGAUCCCCUGAAGCCAGCUGUAACUGGAGUGAUGGUAUUCACUUCUACUCCAGACAAGAUCUCCAACAAGUAUUACCUUGGACCUGCGCCAUUAGAAGACAUGGCAAGACAAAUCGCCACAGCCAAUGGACCAUGUGGUAACAACAGAGAUUAUCUAUUCCUGCUAGAGAAGGCAAUGCACGACAUCGGGCAUGAGGAGGAUUAUGUUAUAGAGCUGGCGAACGAGGUGAGGAAAGUUCUUGCUGAGUCCUCGACGAAGAAGGUGUCACCGGUGAAGGAAUCAAGAGCGAGCCGUGUGGCUAACAAGUCCAAGAGCAAUGUCCCCACUGCUCAUCAGAUACUUGCUCAUCAACCUGAAGCUGUUGCCACUACUAUUUAGCUCUUGCACUUGUCUUUUAAUUGGCUUUAGACAUGAGGGAUUCUGCUUCGUUUUGCUUCCUUCUUUAACAAAGUUCGUUUUUCUUUUCCCAAGCAGAGAAGAGUUAUCUUUGUGUGUUUGAAAACUCUGUUAUAUUGACAACUUGUCCUAACGAGUGCUAGUUGUUUUAUCUUUCUGGCUCAUUUCAGCAUCUUUUGGAGAAAACAAAAUACAGUAUGAUUAGAUGAUUGUGAAUAUGAUCCGUUUAAUUGCCUUUUCAUCCACUUUUUUCACAAGUUUUUCUUUUACAAAUUCUUUUUAUCAAUAAAUCCGC
Molecule: messenger RNA, 1398 nt
Organism: Thlaspi arvense
Lineage: Eukaryota; Viridiplantae; Streptophyta; Magnoliopsida; Brassicales; Brassicaceae
Source: the annotation of a GenBank genome assembly